CCUCUGUGUAAUAAAAUCGAUAUAAUCUACACUGGGAACUCAGAGGUCAUUGCCGGAGGGAGCCAGUGUUGGAGUCAAAGGUCAAGUAAGCGCAGGUUUCCAGUAACACAACAGGCAUCUGACACAAUGCAAUUACAGAGUUACAUCCCUUUAGAGGAGUAAACAUACCACAAGGCGGCGCAGACAAGCGCGAGACUCGAGCUGGGAAUCAAAGCGACAGGUGAAGAGGUGGAAGUGUGUUCAUUUCAAACAUGAAAGUUUUACUAAAUCGAACAAUCUAAAAUCAUGUCUUCCCGUCACAAUCGGGACGAGAAAAGGUUAUCCAAGCAUCUAACCGUGACGUCUAAAUGUCUCGCUAUCGUGCUGGAAGAAAAGGAAAAGUGUGGAGAUGAAAAUUCUGCUACACUUGAGUCAACGGUCAGUGUUCACAAUGGGAAGGAACUACUGGAGGAUUUCAAACUUCGUAACAAGACAUGUUACUGGAACCCCGCUCUUGUUGAAAGUAUAAGGAAUUUAGGAUAUAAAGGAUUUGUGGAACCGUCCACUGUGCUCGUAGUGGGGAAUGAAAUACAUCUAGAAAACCUGCGCACUGCGUGGGGAAGAAGAUUGUUGAAGGCACCAGCAGGCUUUACAAUAGAGAGGAUCGGUGAUGUGAAUGGUAUUGAGAUGCAGGUCAUUCCCCAGACCCAAUUCAUCCCUCUGCCAGAUGCUUUGUGCUUGAUCAUUAUGGAUUUAAAUAACCGACGGAUUGUGGCCACAUUGGACACUAUCAAGGAAAAACUUGUGGAAUGGUACCGAGAGAUGACAAUGCCCAAUGAUCAGUUAAUUUUUGACACACUAGGAGCUCUGAUUAGAGAACGGAAGGUCUUUCACUCAGAUUGCAUGGGGAAUCCAGGGACUGGGUAUUUUGUCGUGACACCAGAAACAUAUCGACUCACAUCUGAUGAUCAAAAUGUAACUUUCAAUACUUCAUGGCUGCCAUACCACCCCAUGUACAUACCAGUGUUCCCACAAAUUCAGAAUAUACCCACGCAGCUUCAACAUCUGCACCACCUACAGCACAUACAACAUCAACAGCAGCAGCAGCUCCACAUGCGGGCCCCAAUGAGAUCCAUCUCAUGCCAGGCUGACAUGAAUGGCAAGGUGCAAGCCCAUCACAAUACUGCUGAUGUGGGCAAAGACAGCAGUGAGAACAAAAAGGCAAAUAAGCAGCGACCUCGCAGUCAGAGCAUGCGGGGCCUUAAGACUAGGGAAAAGGAAAAGGAACGGAACAAGGCUACAGUCAAUGAGAAUGAUGAUGCACUGAAGCGUACCAUGUCCGUUAGGUACAAGACCGACAAGGUCAAAGCCAUCAACAAGGACAUAAACCUGAAGACCAGCAACAUUAAUCAAGACAAAGAAAAAGGAGAGAAGGAGAAGAUUUCUCUUUUCUCUAAAAUAUUUGGCCGGAAUAAGAAGAAGAAUGUAGCAAGUCCUCCGCCAGCUGUUGUGAAGGAUGUAGAGUAUGCAACAUUCUCUGCACAGUUCCCUCCCCCUGAGUGGCAUUGGUAUCAGCAACAAGUGGAGAAACAGAGACGCACAGAAGCGUGGGUUAGUCAGCAGAUAGCAAAGUCGUGUACCCUGCAAUACCUCCAAAACAUGGCGCCACCUGACAGCUCACUGAAUACUGUUCACUACACUGAGGCCAGGCUAGCUGUAGCAAAUCAUGGCAGUCAGGCCAUCUCCAGGCCACAGAGCAAACAGCAAGAAAACAAUAACAUCUGCGAUAGAAAAGUGCAUGGACGACGCCAUGGAACAAAGUCAAAAAAAGAUAAGACAAAUGUGAAUGAACAAAAUCUGAGAGAGAAUGAAGCAGUGUUGUUUGUUCAUGAAGAGACCAUGCCGACAGUAUCUCUGUCCCCUGUACCAGCAGUGGAUGAUGAAAUUUAUCAGUCUGUCAUUGGCAGUAAGUCUGCUGGACCAAGACAUUCAACUCCACGAGUUUAUGAUACUAUUCCCUUACAUCGAGAUGUUGGGGGCUACCGUGAGCAUACUCUUAAUAAUCAAGAUGAUUUAGAUCAGUUUUCUUGCCAUCCUCAUCAUCAAAGACGUUCUCAUCGCCCAAGAAGGAAGGGGGAUCACAACAGUGGAAGCUAUUAUGAUAAUCAACAUCAAAGUGACAUAAGUUUUGAGUAUAAAGGAAGAAUGCCUAUAAAAAAUUCUCUGUGUGUCCAGUCCCGAGACAGUGGUGUCAACUGUGUUGGGCUGUCCACCAACAGUAAAAACAAUGAUCAUCAAGGUGUUCACAUUGCUACUGUUCAGACACCAGAUCCAGUAAUGGUGAGAAAUAAGUUGGAUAAUUUGGAGGAAGAAGCCCAGACCACAGAGCAAGAGUUUGUGCAUCUCAAUAAUACCAUGAUAUCAGAGUACCAAGCAGAGCUCGGCCAACCUUCUCUAUACAACAACUGUUAUGAUAGUUCUAUGAAUGAGGACAAUGGUGGUAUGCGAAUAGUAUGUGAAGCUGAAAUCAAUCACAAACUGAUACCUGAAAUUGUUCUUGAAUCAGAGCCUCACCGAGUGAUGAGUUGUCAAGAUGUUGCUGAGCUUGCUAGUAAUGGUGGCAGUCGGGAUGCUCUCAACAGUGAGAAGAGCUAUGACACAGUAGUAGCUGUCAAGAAGUGUGAGGAUACCUCUCUAAGUAAUGACAAGAAGAACUCAGAAAUUUUCAGUGGUGAUGUGUGUGAGCUUAGUCUUGUGGAUAGUGGAUUUAGUUCUCCAAGAAAUGUUAACACUGGUGCAUUGGAGCCUUCAAAACAGUCUAACAAUAUAUUGGAAGGGUGCUCUGACAUUAAGAAUCACAAACAGUUCAUGAAGACACAACCUCAGGUCCCUCAUAAUUCUCCAAAGGAAAAGUGUCCGAUGAAUGUAGAACACCGUCACAAACACUCCACUCACAUGCUCAACAAUCAGAGACACUCAAGAGGUUACAAGUAUGACACAGGAGAUAGUGUACCAAAUAGAGUCUCCAAAGAUCUCCAUGUAUUUCAGCAGCAGCAACUUAGUUCCAAAAGGUUUGGCCUGAAUGGAGAGUUUGAAGUGGUUGGAGUUGUGUGAGGCUUGAACUAUAAGUCAUUCCUCUAUUCACUUAUACACCUUCAUCACUUGAAGGGUAUGCAAAAUAUCACAUUUACAGAGCAGAGAGCAUUUUUUAAAUCACCUGUACUGUUUAACAAGACUUUGAUGUCUUAUCAUUUAUCAGUAUUGUGGUUAAUAAAGUCAAUUUCACAGCCAUAGCCAGCACCACAUUGGAUACUUAAUCUAGUUUGCUGUUAACAGGCUUACAGUGUCCAUUGAUUUUUUGCACUUUUGUAGGUGAUCUGUGAUCUAGACUGAUAGAAUUGAUGAUUGUAGAAUUUAUAAUUAUAGAAUUGCGAUUAAUGUGCGAGUCAUUUAUGAGGUCCCUGUCAACUAGAACUACCUGUGUUUUACUUUUGAUCACAUCCAUCAUUCAUAAUUCUUUUCUCAAUCACAGGCUAAAAAGUCUUGAUAUGCCAGCUAUAUACCAGUAAUUGUUUCUGAUAUAUGAUGGAGUAAAUUCAUAGUCCUUUAUGGCCACUGUAAUUGGAUGUGUAUGGUCAAAGUUGACAGAGGUCAGUCAGGGCACAUUAACAUGGACAUUAAUGUAGGAGUAAACAAAUCAUUCUUCCAUUAUUGAAGAUAAACUAAAAAUAACUUUGUUAACACCUGUCAUGUGAUUGAAGUGGCAAUGUCACUGUCCAAGUAUUUCAUUCAUUAAAGCAAAGAGUAUUGUCAUUAUAUGGUAACACCCAGCAUGCUGUAGCAUAAUGAUUAGCUUAGAUUAAUUGUCAACUUCACCAAUCAGGAAAGAAGUAUCAACAUGCACAUUAUCUUACAGACUUGAGUUUUAACACUAGGAAUUUGACAAAA
Molecule: messenger RNA, 3927 nt
Organism: Haliotis rufescens (red abalone)
Lineage: Eukaryota; Metazoa; Mollusca; Gastropoda; Lepetellida; Haliotidae
Exons: 6
Coding region: 286-3093 (935 amino acids)
Biological process (GO): positive regulation of transcription by RNA polymerase II
Cellular component (GO): cytoplasm; nucleus
Molecular function (GO): RNA polymerase II transcription regulatory region sequence-specific DNA binding; DNA-binding transcription activator activity, RNA polymerase II-specific
Source: RefSeq, a predicted model, not a curated record